AUGGCCGCCACCGCUCCGCUGCGCGACUGCCAGGCGUGGAAGGAUGCGGGCCUCCCACUGUCAACCACGAGUAACGAGGCCUGCAAGCUCUUUGAUGCCACCUUGACCCAGUAUGUCAAAUGGACCAAUGACAAAAGUCUUGGUGGCAUUGAGGGCUGCCUGUCAAAGCUCAAAGCAGCAGAUCCAACCUUCGCGAUGGGCCAUGCCAUCUCUAAUGGCCUCGUGCUGAUCGGCACCGGAAGCUCCGUGAGGCUGGACAGGGAGUUGGACCUGGCCGUGAAGACAAUGGUGGAGGUCUCCAAAACACAGCCACUGACGCAGCGGGAGCGGCUGCACGUGUCUGCAGUGGAGACCUUUGCCAAGGGGCGGCCCGGUCUAUGGCACUUUGUCCCAGCAGCCCCAGGAGAUGGACACACACCCCCUCCAGGUACCACCCCAAGCACCAGGCUUCCCAGCAACUGGACGCUGCUGAUCGGUGGGGAGCGCUGUGACCCCCCAGCGUCGGCACAAUCGUCUACCCCAAACCCCGUCUCUGCAGCGGGCCCCUCUGCGACUCACAGCCCACCCCCUAAGCAUCAGCGCGCUGGCUCCACUGAGGACGACAAGGGCCCUCUCCCGCCUGUCCGGCUGGUGACACCCACCUGGAGGCACAGCCCGGGACACCUCCCUUGGGAAGUACUGGCUUUGUCCAUUAACCCGACAGACGCAUGGUCGGUGCACACCAUCGCCCAUAUUCACGAGAUGAAAGCAGAAAUCAAGGAUGGAUUGGAAUUUAUGCAGCACUCAGAAACCCACUGGAAGGACUCUGAUAUGCUUGCUUGUCAUAAUUAUUGGCACUGGGCUCUGUAUCUGAUUGAGAAGGGCGAAUACGAGGCCGCGCUGACCAUUUACGAUACGCACAUCCUCCCCAGCUUGAAGGCCAGUGGAGCGAUGCUGGAUGUGGUGGACAGCUGCUCCAUGCUGUACCGGCUGCACAUGGAAGGCCCAACCUGUAUCCGCUCCAGGCCCUGGGUCAACGGGACGAUGCCCUGUGACCCAGACCAGCGGCCACCUGAGGGCCAGCAGGGAGACAGGGGCCGUGACAGCCGUCUGCCUCGGCCCCGGGGCCAACUCCAAUACCAGGCCUUUACCCUCAUCGUCUGCAAGCCUCCUGACAGCCCCGAGCGGUCCCCCGGGGAGAAUUGCCAGCACCUCCUGGCCCGUGACGUGGGGCUGCCCCUGUGCCAGGCCCUGGUGGAGGCCGAGCACGGGAACCCGGACCGUGUCGUGGAACUGCUCCUGCCCAUCCGCUACCGUAUCGUCCAGAUCGGAGGCAGCAACGCCCAGAGAGACGUCUUCAACCAGUUACUGAUCCAUGCGGCCUUGAACUGCACUUCUGGCGUCCACAAGAACGUGGCACGGAGCCUCCUGAUGGAGCGUGACGCCUUGAAGCCGAACUCACCCCUGACCCAACGGCUCAUCCGAAAGGCUGCGGCCGUCCACCUCCUGCAGUGA
Messenger RNA from Puma concolor (puma), 1494 nucleotides. The record is from RefSeq and is a predicted model, not a curated record. NCBI's taxonomy places the organism in Eukaryota, Metazoa, Chordata, Mammalia, Carnivora, Felidae.